Messenger RNA from Carlito syrichta (Philippine tarsier), 1619 nucleotides. RefSeq names its product lipase C, hepatic type (gene LIPC). The record is from RefSeq and is a predicted model, not a curated record. Lineage: Eukaryota; Metazoa; Chordata; Mammalia; Primates; Tarsiidae. The coding region runs from base 1 to 1572 and encodes 523 amino acids. Gene Ontology annotation, biological process: lipid metabolic process. Gene Ontology annotation, molecular function: triacylglycerol lipase activity; apolipoprotein binding. The transcript is spliced from 9 exons.
AUGACCGACAAUCUGAACGCUAGCCUUGGAUCUGAGACCUGGAUUCCACUGGAUACCACAUCACUCACUAAGCAUUUAUUGAGCACCUACCACCUGCACAGGGCUUCCCUCCAUGCGUUCACAGCCUGCGACCGGAAGUACACACCUAAACAAGGGAAGCCAUUUGGGAGAAGAUCUCGAGCUGUUGAAACGAAGAAAACACUGCAGGAGAUGGAGACCAAAUUCCUGCUCUUUGAAGACGAAACUAAUCAGGGCUGUCGGAUUCGGCCCAAUCGUCCAGACACGCUGCAAGAGUGCGGCUUCAACUCCUCCCUGCCUCUGGUGCUGAUCAUCCACGGGUGGUCGGUGGACGGCUUGCUGGAAAACUGGAUCUGGCAGCUGGUGACUGCACUGAAGUCUCGGCCGGCCCAACCAGUGAACGUGGGGCUGGUGGACUGGAUCGCCCGGGCCCAUCACCAUUACACCAUUGCCGUCCGCAACACCCGCCUUGUGGGCCAGGAGGUCGCAGCUCUUCUCCGGUGGCUGCAGGACUCUGUCCACUUCUCUCCAAGCAAGGUCCACCUAAUUGGGUACAGCCUAGGUGCACACGUCUCGGGAUUUGCUGGCAGUUCCAUGGGCCGAACGCACAAGAUUGGGAGAAUUACAGGGCUGGACGCUGCAGGCCCUUUGUUUGAGGGAGCAUCCGCCAGAGACCGGCUUUCUCCAGAUGACGCCAUCUUUGUGGAUGCCAUUCACACUUUCACCAGAGAGCACAUGGGCCUGAGCGUGGGUAUCAAACAGCCCAUAGCGCACUAUGACUUCUACCCCAAUGGGGGCUCUUUCCAGCCUGGCUGCCACUUUCUGGAGCUCUACAGACAUAUUGCCCAGCAUGGCUUCAACGCCAUCACCCAGACCAUAAAAUGCGCCCAUGAGCGGUCAGUGCACCUCUUCAUCGACUCCUUGCUGUACCCGGGUAUGCAGAGCAUGGCCUACCAGUGCAGCAACAUGGGCAGCUUCAGCCAGGGCCUGUGCCUGAGUUGCAAGAAGGGCCGCUGCAACACACUGGGCUACCACGUCCGCCAGCAGCCGCAGAGCAAGAGCAAGCAGCUCUUCCUCGUGACACGAGCGCAGUCCCCCUUCAAAGUUUAUCAUUACCAGUUCAAGAUCCAGUUUAUCAAUCAAAUUGAGAAACCAGUGGAGCCAACUUUUACCAUGUCGCUAUUCGGAACAAAAGGAGAAAUGCAGAAAAUCCCCAUCACUCUGGGUGAAGGAAUUACUAGUAACAAAACCUAUGCCUUUCUUAUCACAUUGGAUUUGGAUAUUGGCGAGCUGGUCAUGAUCAAGUUCAAGUGGGAAAACAGCGCAGUGUGGGCCAAUGUGUGGAACACAGUGCAGACCCUCAUCCCAUGGGGCACAGAACCCCGCCACUCAGGCCUCACUCUGAAGACCAUCAGAGCCAAAGCAGGAGAAACCCAGCAAAGAAUGACAUUUUGCUCAGAAAACACGGAUGAUCUUCAACUUCUCCCAACCCAGGAGAAAAUCCUUGUGAAAUGUGAAACAAACUCUAAAAAAUCAAACCGAAAGAUCAGAUGAGCUUUAAUGAAGACCUGCUGUAAAGAAUAAAUGAAUCCUAUUCCUUA